AUGUCAUCCUCGCAUUCAGAAACAGCUCGAGGAGGCCAUGCGUCAGAAUGCAUAGCAGAGCUCUCCUUACGCCUCGCAAAUGCAAUCGGGGAAACAAGAGCCCCCUUAAAGCCUCUGAAGAAACCUCAUUGCUUUAGCUUGAACACUGACCAUACGCUGUUUAUCUUUUCGACCCAGCUGCUCAAGGCCCUUUUGACGGAAUCCCCGAGCGUUUCCAGUUUAAACGGGCUUCUCUCCGUUGUGCACCAACAGAGAGAUAAGAUAACCCAUACCUUGGAGAGAGUCUCACUACGAAGCCUUGCUGAGUACUUGCUCAAAUCACCUACAGAUGAUGGCUGCGAACUGGGGUUAUCACUCUUAGUGGGCGAGCCAAAGUGCCUCUUAGAUACUGCGUCAAUGAGUUCUCAGAUAAACGUUCCUCAACUGGACAACCUCUUACAGCUAGCCCAGAAAAGCCUAAUCCUGAAGAUUUACACGAUAUUCACCAAUGAAUCAUCUACUGCUCAGCUUAGGAGGAUAUCUGGUAAAGCGUUAGCGGAACUACUCUACAACUCCGAAGGGAAUUGCCAAUUAGUCGGGGAAAUGGCGAACAAGGAUUCAGCAAGGCCCAUCAUCAACACUCUAGAAUGUCCAGACACCGUACUCUCAUUUCUCGCAAGCGCUAUACUUGCAAGGCUUUACUCCUCUAGGGUAGGCAACGCCUCACCCUGGGGACCGUGGGGACAGGACAAUUCAUACUCGAGGAUAAUGAACGACCUACAACUUGAAGAGAACGCCAUCAAACAGUAUUACUUCUACGUACGCGCCAAGAGACAGCCGUCAAGCGGGGAAAGAGUGGCGCUUCCCAUGUACUGUUUACUGGAAUCGGAUGGAGAGAAUAAAAGCGGCCUUCCACAAGGCUCCGUCCUGUUAGGGCUGGAUGAGGGCCGACUGGACUUUCUACACUGCGACAAGGAUGCGGAGGGUCGUGUUUUUACCUACAUGGUACUUCAACCAACAAAGGCGCCCAACAGCCGAUGCGUUGUAGCUGGUGGCCAGGAAGGAGGGAAGCUUUUUCUAUCUCUGCACAUUGAUGCACGGGACUCAGUCAUGAUAAACAACCAAAAGCGGCGCUUGCAAGUUGUCUGUUUCGGUAUAGCGAUCGAGAAUGACCUGACGAAUUUGAAGAGAGGCCUCGAGGCCACGGGGGUAUUAAGCCAACGACAGCGUCCCCGAAGAUCAUCAUCCCUUAUGAUACCUCUGGAUGACCUUGACCAUAUUGACCAGAUCGAUCGAAAGUUCUCCCAGUCUUCCUACUCAUCAUCGGCCAGUUCAACGACAGACCAGGCCACAUCUGCUGUCCCAUCGCUCAAAGAGGCAUUAAGUCCCGUUGAUGAACUAGACCACGUGUCAGAGACAAGCAAUGAUAGUUCCCCCCAGAGCCCACUGACAGAGCUCUCUCGAACUCCCACCGAUUACAUAAUUUCAUCGCCGAGGAAACAGCGUGUCUCUCAACCUAUUAGUCCUGGACUUUCUCGGGGUGAUGGAGUGACGAAAAAGUCUGCAGUUAGCGAGCUCGUUGUACCUCCCAAGAACCCUAGAACACGGCAAGCAAAGGCUAAUCACCAGAAUAUUGUGAACGAUAUGCAAGAGACGAAACCAAAUGAAGGCCAGACAAAUGUGAGCGGGCCCGCGCACAGCACUCGGUCAAGGGCCUCUCAAAGUAGAACAGAUGUGUCCGCAAGUACGGGACCGAAAUAUGGGCGAUCGGACACUCAAGAGUCUCUAGUGUUCACUACGCAUCGACCUAAGGGAAAGCUGUAUACAGCGCUGUCCAAGACCGUGGUGGGUCAUACUGAAGACCACGACACAAGCGAGGGCUUUGGCGAACAAGGACAUCAAGUGGGUACGGAGCUGACGUCCGUUCCUUCUCCUUUGCCCGGGGGCACUGGCUUGACUUUACAUAAAAAGUCUAAGAAGCGCGACAGCGCUGGAUGCACAAGCCAGAGAGCCGCUCCGAGGCCCAAGGGGCAGUCCAAGGGGGUGAAUAAAAGAAGAGGAAAAGCAAACCCUAAAGAACGUGCUGAGACUUUGUCCCCGACAACGGCUAGCACUGGGAAUGACAAGCAUGGGCAGCAACCGGAGGUUUUUGUGGAAGCUCCACAACGAAAUGCUGCAGCAAAUGACCAUGAGUGCGACAGUAGCCCCCUUCCGGAAAUGUCAGACCAGCUCAAAGAUAGCAUCGAUGCCCGCAAUUUUCCUAAGCAUACGCGCCGUAAGGCCUUUGGUGCUUCUGCACUCCGCCAACAGGAUUACUCCAAUGGUUCGAUUGUUGAAGCAUCUCGAUCUUUGGCGCAGCUUGAGACCUCGUGCGACCUAAAUAGGACUCUCAGUAGCUCGGCCCAUACCAAAUCUAACAGUGACAAGCAACAGAGCAGUGGCCAAACGGUUGCGGAGAAGCUAAUUGCCGUCCUUGAAGAAAGUGGCAUACUCCCGGAACACUUCGACGAGAACUGGGACAAGGAGAAUAUCGAGAAUAAUGCCGAGGAUGUCCUUAUCCCAGAGGAACCACAUACGUACAGCUCAUUGUUCAGCAGCAAUGGAACGCAGGGCACGUCUAGCCCCCAAGAAGCAGGUAUGAGCCUGCAGGGCACUACUGUGGUCGAGCCACGUUCCACUGUAUCACUCGCUGGAACGCAACACAGUUCUCUGCAAACUGGCACUGAUCGAGACCCGUCAAAGACAAGCUUCAGAAAGAGAGCUGGUAUAUUUGGGAGAACGGGUUAUGAGCCGAAAAGGGCCAGGAAGAUCUCGUCUCUUAUUACAACCUCAUCUAUUGAGCCGCAGUCGACGCAGUCGACCGUCCAAUUCUGUCAAACGAGACCACGAACCCAGCCUAAAGAGGAUAGUCGUAUAGCCUUCCCCUUCCACGAGAUUUCGGGGAAUGCCAGCGUAGGCCCCCAGAUGCCUGGUCUCUCAGACGCAAAUGCGUCGGACAUUAUAUCCGCUGGCAACGAACCUGAGAAUCGCUGUCUGACUCCUGUCAAGCCUCUACACUCAGUGCAACAAAGGGGCCACAACCACGCCGGUAUUUCUCUCGAGCCAAACUUCAAGAUCACCAUCGAUAAAAAUGGAAGCCCUCGGCGCUCACAGGGGAAAAGCGAACAGUUCACUGCACCGCAGCGAGCGCCGUCCUCCACACAAACGAUUGCCAGGGCCAUUGCAGAGCCCAGUGCUGUCAGCAGCGCACCACAAGUGAGCACGUCUCGGACAGAGAAGCAGUCAUCGUUCAACAGAGAGGGUGUCUCAAAGGUUGCUGUACCCUGUCGGAUUGAGUUGUCAAAAAUGCCGCAAGAACAACGUCUGACUGAUGGAGACGACGGCCAGGGGGAGGAUUUGCGAGGCUCCUCGGCUAGCGAAUUGCUUUCAAGAAUGGCUGCGCCGGACUCGAAGCGGGCGUUUGGGCUGACAUCAGAUACAUCCCACAGGCAAACAUUACUCCAGGAACUUCACAGGGAGGUGGAAAGGACGCUGGUCAACACCGACGAGCAAUUAUAUCGUUAUAUUGAAGCCGAACGAAAAGCAGUCUACGAAGUUCUAGAGGAAUAUCGUAACACAAUUAACCGAGUUAUCGAAGCGCAAACAAAACGCAUAGCGCUAUGCCAGCAAGAGAAGGCAUCCAUUAUGCAGAAAUAUGCAGUUUGCCAGGGUCCGGGUCCUCGUCUACAAGAGGACCUCGGGAAGGGGGUCUGAACGCUGUCGACUGAUGAAGACCGUUGGGUACGUUGCUCGAGGAGGUCUGGCCAAGUAAGUUCCAUGAUGGGGUUGUUGAAGUACUCUGUAAGCUUGUACGACGUAAUAUCGCGAUGUUCUUGUUUUCUUGCUAUUUCAGUUAUUCAGGCCGGAAUGUUGAGCGCAAAGGGACACCUGGGCGUCUGUACAUCAGUACUUUCAAAUUAAGCAGCGAAUCAGGAACGAAUGUGUGAAGA
Messenger RNA from Aspergillus calidoustus, 3968 nucleotides. The record is from the annotation of a GenBank genome assembly. NCBI's taxonomy places the organism in Eukaryota, Fungi, Ascomycota, Eurotiomycetes, Eurotiales, Aspergillaceae.